This is a messenger RNA of Letharia columbiana, 3792 nucleotides long. RefSeq lists its product as uncharacterized. The transcript has 8 exons. Gene Ontology annotation, biological process: endocytosis; actin filament organization; vesicle transport along actin filament. The record is from RefSeq and is a predicted model, not a curated record. The coding region runs from base 1 to 3792 and encodes 1263 amino acids. NCBI's taxonomy places the organism in Eukaryota, Fungi, Ascomycota, Lecanoromycetes, Lecanorales, Parmeliaceae. Gene Ontology annotation, cellular component: vesicle; cytoplasm; plasma membrane. Gene Ontology annotation, molecular function: ATP binding; actin filament binding; microfilament motor activity.
AUGGCAGUAACAAAGCGCGCCGGCCGCAAGAAGGACACUAGCAAUGCGCAGGCGGCCAGCAGCGGAGGGGGAAAGCCUCAAGUUCGAAAGGCCGCCUUUGAGAGCACCAAGAAGAAGGAGGUCGGAGUCUCGGAUCUUACACUCAUUAGCAAGAUAUCGAACGAGGCUAUCAAUGACAAUCUGAAGAAACGCUUCGAGAAUGCGGAAAUCUACACUUACAUUGGCCAUGUGCUGGUAUCCGUCAAUCCCUUUCGAGACCUCGGCAUCUACACAGACUCGGUGUUGGAUUCCUACAGAGCCAAGAACCGACUCGAGGUCCCUCCCCACGUCUUCGCAGUCGCCGAAUCAGCCUACUACAACAUGAAUGCCUACAAAGACAACCAAUGUGUCAUCAUUUCCGGGGAGUCAGGAGCAGGAAAAACAGAGGCGGCGAAACGGUUAAUGCAAUACAUUGCCAACGUGUCUGGAGGCACCGAUUCGUCGAUACAACAGACUAAAGACAUGGUCCUGGCUACGAAUCCGCUACUCGAAUCUUUCGGGAAUGCGAAGACGUUGAGGAAUAAUAACUCGUCGCGAUUUGGGAAAUACCUGGAGUUACAAUUCAAUGCGCAGGGAGAACCGGUUGGGGCCAACAUUACGAACUAUUUGCUGGAGAAGACAAGAGUUGUCGGACAAAUUACGAAUGAACGAAACUUCCAUAUUUUCUACCAAUUUACGAAGGCUGCAUCUUCGAGUCAUAGAGAGAUCUUCGGGGUUCAACAACCCCAGUCAUAUUCCUAUACCAGCCGAUCGAAAUGUUUUGACGUACAAGGAAUAGACGACGGCAUGGAAUUCAAGGAUACACUUAAUGCUAUGAAGGUCAUUGGCUUAUCGCAGGGCGAGCAAGAUAAUAUUUUUCGAAUGUUGGCUACCAUCUUAUGGAUUGGGAAUGUCACAUUCCGGGAAGACGACAAUGGAAACGCAAUGAUCACUGACCAGUCAGUGGUAGACUUUGUAGCAUAUCUGCUGGAGGUCGACGCUGCGCAUGUCAAUAAGGCUUUGACCCUACGAGUCGUUGAGACUAGUCGUGGAGGUCGCCGAGGGUCUGUCUAUGAGGUGCCCCUGAACCCGACGCAGGCGACGGCCGUACGAGAUGCCCUGGCAAAAGCCAUCUACUUCAACCUCUUCGACUGGAUCGUUGACAGAGUCAAUGCGUCGCUCAAGGCACGUGGGUCUGUCGCAAAUUCUGUGGGUAUUCUGGAUAUAUAUGGAUUUGAGAUUUUCGAGAAAAACAGCUUUGAGCAGCUUUGCAUCAACUACGUUAACGAAAAGCUUCAGCAAAUCUUCAUUCAGCUUACCCUCAAGACCGAGCAAGAGGAGUAUGCAAGGGAGAAGAUCCAAUGGACACCAAUCAAUUACUUCGACAACAAGAUCGUGUGCGAACUAAUAGAGGAGAAACGACCGCCUGGCGUGUUUGCAGCCCUCAAUGACGCCUGUGCAACCGCUCAUGCCGAUUCGGGAGCAGCAGAUCAGACCUUCGUGCAGAGGUUGAAUGCUUUAUCAUCAAAUCCCCAUUUCCAACCCAGGCAAGGGCAGUUCGUCAUCAAGCACUAUGCGGGUGAUGUCAACUACGCUAUCGAAGGUAUGACUGACAAAAACAAAGAUCAGCUAUUGAAGGAUCUGCUCAACCUUGUGGGCGAAAGCAGCAACAACUUUGUGCACUCGUUGUUCCCCCACCAAGUCAAUCAAGAUGACAAGCGUCGUCCGCCAACCGCAGGUGACAAGAUCAAGUCUUCCGCAAACGACCUGGUGGCGACAUUGAUGAAGGCCUCUCCAUCAUAUAUCCGAACCAUCAAACCCAACGACAAUAAAUCGCCUACCGAAUACAAUACUGGCAAUGUCAUGCAUCAGAUCAAGUACCUUGGUUUGCAAGAAAACGUCCGAAUACGAAGAGCUGGCUUCGCUUAUCGGCAGACAUUCGACAAAUUUGUCGAGCGAUUCUACCUUCUCUCGCCUAAGACUUCCUACGCCGGUGACUACACGUGGACUGGUGAUGCUCUCUCCGGAACGAAGCAGAUUCUGAAGGAUACGAGUAUACCGCCCGAAGAGUACCAAAUGGGUGUCACUAAGGCUUUCAUCAAAACUCCCGAGACACUUUUCGCCCUCGAGCACAUGCGAGAUCGUUAUUGGCACAACAUGGCAAUACGAAUCCAAAGAGCAUGGAGAAACUACCUGCGGUACCGCAUCGAGUGUGCCAUUCGCAUCCAAAGAUUCUGGCGGAGGAUCAAUGGCGGUGGUGAAUACCAGCAACUGAGAGAUUACGGCACCAGUCAAGUUCUCCAGGGGCGAAAAGAAAGGCGGCGAUUCAGUUUGAUCGGCUCCCGAAGAUAUCUUGGAGACUAUCUCGGAGUUGCUAAUAGUGGGGGCUUUGGUGAAUUGAUCCGAAAGUCUAUCAACAUUAGUGGCCAUGAGAAUGUCCUCUUUUCCUGUCGAUGCGAGCUGCUUAUAACCAAGUUUGGGAGGUCAAGUAAGCCGAGUCCUCGAAACCUGCUUCUCACCAGCAAAGCUGUUUACAUCGUUGUAUCGCAAAUGUUGAACCGGCAGUUAUCAAUCUCCUCCGAGCGGACGAUACCUUUGGGUGCUAUCAAGUUCGUCAGCACAUCCAAGCUAAAGGAUGAUUGGUUCUCGCUAGGUGUCAGCUCGCCGCAAGAGCCAGAUCCUUUGAUUAGUUGUGUAUUCAAGACGGAGUUUUUCACACACUUGAAAAGGAUCAUGCCUGGGGGCCUGAACCUCAAGAUUGCUGAGUCAAUUGAAUACAACAAGAAGCCAGGGAAGCCGUCGGUAGUCAAGGUUGUCAAAGACCCGACAGUAUCAAGAGACGACCUUUACAAAAGUGGUACUAUUCAUACCGGCCAAGGCGAACCCCCAAACUCGAUUUCAAAACGAACGCCAAAAGGAAAGCCAAAAGCGGGGAAGCCCAUCACUCAAGGGAAGCUAUUGCGGCCAGGUGGUCCUGGUGGUGGGCCUUCGAAGCUGGCAUCUCGGCCUGCUGCAGCACGACCCGUGCCUCAGCCCAUGCCAUCCCAGCCAUCACAAUCCAGAACUACACCCGCUCAGACACCAUCUGUACGAUCUUUACCUCAACCUACUACCGCUCAGCCAAGAGCUGUUCCACAACCAUUAGCUGCGGUUAACGGUCUCAGCCAUGGUAGAAGCGACUCAGCAGGUCGAGCACCGCCUCCACCACCACCUGCUGCUCCUCCAGCUGUCAGGAAGGAUACCUACAAAUCUCUCUACGAGUUUUCAGGCCAAAGUCAGAACGAGCUCCACCACCUUACGCAAGACGAGACUAUAGAAGUUGUACAGAAAGCAGACAACGGCUGGUGGCUCGCCAAAAAGCUUGACGGCUCCUCUCAAGGCUGGGUCCCCUCUGCCUACCUCACACAAGACACCCCCAAACCCAUCCCUCCCCCAGCUCCACCUCAGCCUGUCGCCCGCGCGGUUCCCGCGCCGCCUCCCUCUGCACCCACAAACGGCAUCAACGGCACCGCCUCCCGCGCUCCUGCCGUCAAAGCGAAACCAACGCCUCCUGCGCCGCCGAAACGACCUGGAGGCGGCAAAAAGCCAGCUCCGCCGCCCGCGCCCAGAGAUAGCGCUGUGAGUAUGGGGACAAGUAGUGGCGGGAGUGGGGGGAAUACGCCGGAGAAGGCGGAUAGUGGCAGGGCGCCGAGUUUGGCAGGGGGUUUGGCGGAGGCGUUGAGGGCGAGGCAGAUGAGUAUGCAGGGACGGAAAGAGGAGGAUGACGACUGGUAG